AUGAUGCAAAUUAGUAGUGACCCGGCCAGCAACAAGAACUCCCUCAUCAAUGUGAUGCACCGCUUCAUCGCUGCAACCAACAACAUGGAUGAGACUAUCAUGGUGCCCAGCCUGUUGCGGGAUGUGCCCCUGGAGGAGCAGGAGAGCCAGCAGGUUGAGGUGGUGGUGAAGAACGAGCCUUCCUACCCUAACAAGCAGAGGGACAUGUACGAGCACUACCUCCUCCUCAAGUCCAUAAAGAACGACAUGGAGUGGGGCCUGCUGAAGAGGGAGAUGAGCGGUGGGGCCAGCUUCCUGGAAAUGGCUGUCAAGCAAGCGGAGCAGCAGUCGAUAACCAGGGGGCUCCCUGGUGACGAGAGCUCAGAUCUGGAGGGCCAGUUCCACUACCACCUCAGGGGACUGUUUGGAGUCCUGUCAAAACUCACAGUGCAAGCAGACCACCUCACCAACUGCUACAAGAGGGAAAUCGGAGGUGCUAACUUCAUGAGAUAG
Messenger RNA from Coregonus sp. 'balchen', 492 nucleotides. The record is from the annotation of a GenBank genome assembly. NCBI's taxonomy places the organism in Eukaryota, Metazoa, Chordata, Actinopteri, Salmoniformes, Salmonidae.